This is a messenger RNA of Stegastes partitus (bicolor damselfish), 1792 nucleotides long. RefSeq names its product solute carrier family 22 member 2-like. NCBI's taxonomy places the organism in Eukaryota, Metazoa, Chordata, Actinopteri, Pomacentridae. Gene Ontology annotation, cellular component: membrane. Bases 1 to 1668 code for a protein of 555 amino acids. The transcript has 12 exons. The record is from RefSeq and is a predicted model, not a curated record. Gene Ontology annotation, molecular function: transmembrane transporter activity. Gene Ontology annotation, biological process: transmembrane transport.
AUGGCUAACUUUGAUGACAUUCUGGAGGAGGCCGGGCCGUUUGGCCGCUGCCAGAAGCGUAUCUUCGCUCUGCUCUGCCUCUUAUCUUUGCCUUUUGCAGGAGUGUACGUCGGCAUCGUGUUCCAGGGUUUCACCCCCGAUCACUGGUGUCGGGACUCUGCAGUGGUGGAGAGGAGGCAGGCCUGUGGAUGGAGCCUGGCAGACAGUCGCAGGCUGACGGUGCCUCUGAUCAACAGCUCUGGAGUGCUGCAGCAGAGCAGCUGUGAGCAGUAUGAGGUGGACUGGAACGCCACAGAUCUCAGCUGUGACUCCAAGGAGCUGGACCUGAGAGGAGUGUCAAGUACAAGAUGCAAGGACGGCUGGGAGUACGAGUAUGAAGGCAGAAGGUCCUUUGUCACCGAGUUCGACCUGGUGUGUUCAGACGGAUGGUUUGUGGACAUGUAUCAGUCCACGCUCAACGUGGGCUUCCUGGUUGGCAGCUUUGCUUUCGGCUACUUUGCUGACAGGUUUGGCAGGAAGAUCAGUUUCCUCGUGUCUAACCUCUGGAAUGCAGUUGCAGGGAUCAUACUGGCUGUGGCUCCGAACUACGUCUCCAUCCUGGUGAUGAGGACCGUCUUGGGCUUAGGAGUCAAAGGAAACUGGAUGACCGCAUAUGUGCUGCUCACAGAGAUGGUUGGAGUGGAGUACAGGCGGACGGUGGGCAUCUUGUUCCAGAUGUUCUUCAGUGUCGGCGUCCUCAUCCUGCCUCUGCUCGCCUACUUCGUCACCGACUGGCGCUGGCUGCAGGUCAUCAUCACUGCACCCUACAUCUUCUUCCUCGUCUAUUACUGGUUCGUCCCAGAGUCUCCGAGGUGGCUCCUCUCUCAGAACAGGUCGGCCCAAGCUCGAGAGAUCGCUGAAGCUUUGGCCAAGGAGAACAAGAUGAAACUCUCGGCGGACUUUGAGACACUGGCUGGUGAUGAAGGUGAUUCCGCCUCUGCCUCGGUUCUGGACUUGGUCAGAACACCAAAUAUGAGAAAACAUACUUUCAUCCUCAUGUUCAAUUGGUUCACAAGCGCUGUGGUUUAUCAGGGCCUCAUCAUGCGGGUGGGGAUAGCAGGAGGAAACGUCUACCUCGACUUCUUCAUCUCCGGCCUGGUGGAGUUCCCUGCUGCCUUCCUUAUCCUCUGUACCAUUGAGCGCAUCGGCCGACGCCUCCCUUUCGCCGUUGCUAACAUUGUAGCUGGAGCUUCCUGCGUCAUCACUGCUUUUGUCCCUGACAACAUAUACUGGUUAAAGACGGUGGUGGCCUGCAUCGGUCGGCUGGGGAUCACCAUGGCCUUUGAGAUCCUGGUGUUUGUUAACACUGAGUUCUACCCAACGUAUGUCAGGAACUUGGGAGUGUCAGUGUGUUCCACUCUGUGUGACAUUGGAGGCAUCGUGUCUCCUUUCAUGCUCUACAGACUGGCUGUCAUCUGGCUCGAACUGCCGCUCAUCAUCUUCGGAGCUGUGGCGUUCGUAGCUGGAGGUUUGGUGUUGAUGCUGCCUGAAACCAGAGGAGUUCCUCUACCUGAGACCAUCGAUGACAUUGAGUUCCCUAAUCGGAAAAAGGAGAAUCAAGUGGAGAGUCAAGACCUGAAGAAACCUUUAAAAUCAGACCAGAUAUACGACAAAGAAACAACUGUUUGAUUGUCUUUUAUUUCACUUAGCGGCUCAAAAACAAGGAAGUUCCUCUCUAGACGUUCUCUAUAAAGUAUGACUUUCCUCAUAUUCUUCGUACAAAGUUUUAUUUUUUAGCUCUGACAGAGAACAG